Messenger RNA from Paramecium tetraurelia, 501 nucleotides. RefSeq lists its product as uncharacterized. Lineage: Eukaryota; Ciliophora; Oligohymenophorea; Peniculida; Parameciidae. Gene Ontology annotation, biological process: regulation of cyclin-dependent protein serine/threonine kinase activity. The record is from RefSeq and is a predicted model, not a curated record. The transcript has 2 exons. Gene Ontology annotation, molecular function: protein kinase binding.
AUGGAUGUAGAAUAUGUUGGGGUAAAGCAGGAAUUCCUAGAAGAUAGUAUCAUUUACUCAAUUGCCAGAGUUUUAGAUGAAAUCGUUAGAGAGACUGACAUAAUUGAGAGUCCCUAACAAACUGCAUUUCAUACAAAUAAAAAACCUGCAAUAAGUCUGGCAAAAUAUUUAGAGCGUAUCCAAAUGUACUCUUAUUGCAGCAAUGAAUGUUUCAUCUUGGCAUUGAUCUACAUUGACAGGAUCUAAUAAAAGAACCAAGAUGUUGUUAUCAAUAGUUUUUGUGUCCACAGAUUUAUGUUCGCAUGCAUCAUUCUGAGCAUUAAAUAUAACGAUGAUGAUUACUAUAAGAAUGACUACUAUGCCAAGGUCGGGGGAAUCACAAUCAGCGAGAUAAACAAAUUAGAAUAAGAACUGUUAACUUUGCUCGAUUACGAGCUUUAUGUUAGUUAAUAACAAUACUACUUUUACAAGGAUAAAUUGAUGAAAUAUGCAAAACUAUGA